This is a messenger RNA of Colletotrichum scovillei, 537 nucleotides long. Its product is annotated as acetyltransferase. Lineage: Eukaryota; Fungi; Ascomycota; Sordariomycetes; Glomerellales; Glomerellaceae. Gene Ontology annotation, molecular function: acyltransferase activity, transferring groups other than amino-acyl groups. The coding region runs from base 1 to 537 and encodes 178 amino acids. The transcript has 2 exons. The record is from RefSeq and is a predicted model, not a curated record.
AUGCCGCGUCCUCGUUCUAGCUAUUUCAACAACAUGAUUUGGCGGCGGCCGUGGAUUCGCACCCGCAUCGACAAGUUUGUCGAAUUUACGAAAGAUGGAAAAAACGGCUGGAUUGUCAUCAUCCUCCGUGAGACCAACGAGUUGAUCGGCAACGGUGGUUACAACACCUUCGAGACCGUGGACCCCACUGGAUUUCUCGCCGGCAAGACCACACUUUCGUCGGGAGAUAGGCGCAUGACGGACUUCGGCAUCAACAUUGAUCACCGACAUUGGCGUAAAGGCUACGGUCUCGAGAUCCUCGAGGCGUUGAUUGAACAUGCUCGAACCGAAUUGGGCUGUGAGGUGUUCAGGAUUGAAACGGGUGAUGACAACCAGCCAUGGAGGUCACUUAUGCGUGCCGCCGGCCUCGGUCAGUUCGAGUCACGCCACAAAGCUAGCUACGAUGCCAAUCAGGAGGUUUGGGCGUGGAAGUUUGACGCAGGUCACUGGGAAAAGUCGAAGACCAAGCUCAAGGGAGAUGGGAAGUGGCUGGUUUGA